CUCCCACCCUCCCGCCGCCUCCCGGCGCCAUGCUGACGCCGGAAGAGCUGGAGAUGCAAGCGGAGGCGCUGCGGUGGGCAGAGUGGCAGGCGGCGCCGCCUGCAGGCGCUCCGGUGCCCCAGGUGGUGCCACCACCACGAGGUGUGCCGCCUGUGCGUGCACCGGGGUCAGGCCCGCAGGUCAUCAACCCCGCGGAGAGCCCGGCCUUCCGUGCAUCGGCAGGCGCGCCGCGCCCGGCGGCCAAGUCGCUGGCGCCGGUGCCUCCUGCGCCGGCGCGCCCGCCGGCGCCGGCCCCCCUGGCGCCCGCGGCGGCGCGGCCGGCGGCGACGGUGCCACCGCGCCCGGUGGCGCCGCGCGCGGCGACGCCGCCGGUGGCGGCGCCUGCGGCGGCCAACCCGGCAAAGGCGACCUUCGCCCCGCCGAAGAACACUUGGAAGUCGGAGCCCUACGUGCUGCUGGGGGAUGUGGCCUGGUUCCCCGUGCCGAAACCCCGAGGUAUGGGCCGCCCCGCAGAUUGCCCGCCAGGUGAGCAAGAGGGCGGAGAGGCCUUGGAGUUCCUGCAGCGGGCCACGGCGGUGCUGGGCUGUGAGCUGACAGAGCAGAUGCGUCAGGACCCGCAGAGUGCUGCCUUUGCAGAGAGCGCGCGGCUGCUGCUGGCAGUGUUGGGCUUCAUGUGCGAAGGGCAGAUCCCGCCGAUGCUGCGGGGCACCGUGGUGACGCGGGCACCCUACUUGCCCGCCUGGCAAGGUCUGGUGCCGCACAUGAUCCUCAGAGAGUGGUUUGACGGCAACGACUCCCGGUCACUGCUGAACUUUUAUGGGUCCGAGGCGCUGCGGGAAGGUUUCGAGGCGGCCUCGCGGCCACAGCAGGGGCACUUCGUGACCUUGUUGUCCCGCGUGGCGCAGCUCGAGAUGUCGCGGCCCGGGGCGAAGGCUCUGCGGAGCCCCUGGCAGCCGGUCUUCGAGCAGUUUCCAGAGCUGCGGCGGUACCGGCAGCUGCUAGCGCAGGUGAAGCGCCGCUGCUGGGAGGACGCUCGGGACCGGUCCCGCUCCCGGAGUCCCAAGCGGAAGGUGGAACCCAAGCAGUCCAAGCAGCAGGAGGAGGGGACCCGCUUCAUCCUGCGGAACGCGGGGCAGGUCUCGGAAGAAGAGCUCUUGGAGUACUUCCAGAACUUUGGCACCGUGGUGUCCUGCAACGUGCUCCGGGACAAGCGCACCAAGAAGAGUCGGGGCGUCGCCUUCAUCAGCAUGAGGCCGGGCGUCUAUGAGGGCAAGCCCAUCACCGAGUGGAUGCUUCAGGAGACCCACAUCGUGGGCCAUAUGAAAUUGGAAAUCACUGAGGCGGAGGAGAAACAAGAGAAGGAGGAUGAUGAGGACCGCAAGCGGGAGGAGAGGGUCGAGGAAAGGCGCCGCGCGCGGGUGGAGAAGGAGCAGCGGAUGCUGCGGACCCCCGGGGGCGCCGCGUCCUUGCAGGAGAAGGGCGAGGAGCGCCUCGUCUCUUCCCACUGGCUGCGCCGCUGGCGGCGCCAGCUCUUCGAGUGGCUGCCUAAGGGCACCUUAGGGCCCUCCGUGUGGGCGGAGCCCUGCGUCGGGGAGCUCUGCAUCGCCAUCUGGGCCGAGGUUGCUGAGCAUUGCCUGCGCUGCGAACGGGCUGUGCAGGAGGCUGUUGGCAUGUUCCAGGAUCCCAGCCAGGAGGGGCGCUGGAGCUUUGUGCCCGCCGCGGAUCUGCUGCUGGUGCUGGGCGAAGGCCUCGUCGGGCUCACCGCGCUGGGGGUCUUUGUGUGGCCCUCCUGGCAGGACCCGGUGCCGCCGCGCAGCGCGGCGGAGCUGGCUGUGCUCACGAAGCCUUGCUUCGCCGCGCCCGUCGUGGGCCCCUCGCUGCCGAUGAUGGCGCCGCCCGCCAUGGCGCCGAUGAUGGCGAUGCCCGCGAUGCCGCAGACGGCACCUAUGGCGAUGAAUCCGUCGGGGCCGUCCAUCGCAGGACUGAAAGGCGCAUCGGAUCGCGAGAAGAUCUUCGUAGGAGGGCUGCCGCACCAUUGCACCCUCGAGAUGCUCACGAGUUACUUCAGUCAGUAUGGGCCAAUCACCGACGCUGUUGUCAUGAUGGACAAAAACACAGGGAAGCCUCGCGGUUUCGGCUUUGUAGUCUUUGAGCAUGUCUCAUGCGCGGAAGCAGCUAUCCGAGACUAUGGAACGCACGCCUUGGACGGCAAGUGGGUAGAUGUGAAGCGCGCCACUCCGCAGGACGGCGGCUUCGGUGUGCCCUCGGUCUUCGCGCCGGCGGCCCGGGAAGGCAGCUUCCCAUCGCCCGAGAAGCCGAGAAGUCCGGAGCGCUUUACGGAGGUGCCCCCGCCCAGUGAGUCAGGCGAGCGCAGCUUCACCUCAGUGCCGCCCCCGCAGCUUUGAGUACCGCCAGGAUGUCUCCGCUCCCCGGCGAGGCGGCCUCCGCGCGAAAUUACGCGCGCACCUCUUUCGCGUUGCGAAAGCUGACCGCUCGCGAAGAGCAGCGGAGUUGGAG
This is a messenger RNA of Effrenium voratum, 2517 nucleotides long. Lineage: Eukaryota; Dinophyceae; Suessiales; Symbiodiniaceae. The record is from the annotation of a GenBank genome assembly.